AUGACGCCGUCACGCGCUGGACUUGGGUAUGAACCAAAAACCGAAGUGAUCGCUUCGACCAAGGCAAGCGCGGGACGGACGCCUUUGAUCACAAACGUUUCCGCCAUUUCUCAUAACUCGCACACCCGAACGGCUGGACACAAUCGGAAGCUGACAGGGUGCACUGAUACUUACGCGGUUCUGCUCGGCCAGAGCAUCGACUGGUUUGGCAUCGACGGUGGAUGGUACUCCCUUGUUCAAGACCCUGACAUUGAUCUGAACGUGAACGUGCGGCUCACGGCACCUCCCCCCGAAGAGUUCCCUGACCGCCAGCUGGUCACCGGACUCUCGGUCAUGGCGGGGGGCCACUCGCUGGUUAUCGAGGUGACGAAACCCUACGACACUGACACGGCCGGGGGCUGCCCCGACGGGGCGCCGGCACCAUGCCUGGCAAACGGCGGACUGAGCGUCAUCGUGGAUGGCGAGAAGGAAGCCGAUGAUUCUCCCCUAUUGCACACCAUCAGGGACGAGACCCUACCUGGUGGCAUCCAAGUGUCCGCCGCCAACCUCCCGGUACAGUGCUGGCAGUUCGGCGGGGACAAGAUCUCGGCCCGGCACUACGCCAACACUAUUAUGGAGGGGCGGCGUCAUCUGCUUUCGGAGACCUUCGAAGAAUGGGUCUUGAGCUUCCAGCACAUGGCAGCCCACGACUGGUGCACCGAGUACAUCGCCCACAAGGACCUGUCUGACGUCCAGUCCGCCCAAGCCAUCUACCAGAUCAUCACACCGGAGGUCGUCGUGCGGUUCAACGUCGGAAUCGGCCACCAGACCGGGGGGCACGUGGAAAUGGACGGCCGUAUCGUUCCCGACCUCGAUGUGUGGGAGAUGGACGUCGGCCUCGCCGGCCUGUCCCUCGAGAACGAAACGUUGACCGGGAUUCUGGGAGAGACGGCCCGCCCGGUGCUUGACGAGCAUGGGCGCGCCGUGAUGAAGGGCAACAAGGCCUACCGCGGGACUCCCGAGGACUACCGUGUUUCCGGUGCCCUGGGAACGGACUUCGCCCUCCUGCGCCAGAAGUGAUGCGACGAGGCAGGAGCGUUUCAUCGCACAAUCGAGAGUGUUGGCUUUGGUGUCGGCGCAGACAGUCAUGAACGCGUGGCGAUCCGCGUUUUGUCCCCCGGGUUGACUCCGACUUUAUGAAAACAUUCGUCCACGGGAAUGGUGGUCAUGUUACACCGCUUCGCGUGCUAUGCGUAGACUAGUCUAUGUAAAAUGUUCAAAGCAAUUUAUUUCUUGCACAUGUUGCAGACUAUAUUGCUGGUGAUUUGUCGGCCCUCGAAUUCUUUCAUCGAUUGAUUAACUCCGUCGAGCUGGAUACUCGCCACGAACUACAAGGAGUGGCGAGAGGUCAUGCUCAAGCCGGUACACACCAAA
Messenger RNA from Ectocarpus sp. CCAP 1310/34, 1413 nucleotides. Lineage: Eukaryota; Phaeophyceae; Ectocarpales; Ectocarpaceae. The record is from the annotation of a GenBank genome assembly.